GAAACUUCCGCGAUUUUAACAUUCUUUCAUGGUAGCGCCAGUUCUCGGCCUCCUCUGUAUACAGGCAAUUGCUAGCUCUCUGGAAAAUUGAAUGUGCGCCCCGGUAAAUUUUCAAUUGCUAAUUUGACGGCUGUUUGUUAACGAGCUCUCAAACUUUCGCUGCUCUCCUUAUCCUCACACACACCACCAACCUCCAGCUUAAACCACAAAACCCUACUUUCUUUCGUGGUGAUUCUGGAAAUGGCAUCUUCUAAUGCUGUCUCUUCAGCUUCCAUUCUUUGCUCUCCCAAACAGGGGAGAUUGAGGAGGAGAGUAAAUCACCAGCAUAAUGGAAGACAGAAUUAUGGGCAAUCAGUCAGAAGAUUUAUAGUGCGAGCUAAUGCCAAAGAUAUUGCCUUUGACCAGAACUCGAGGACUACGCUUCAGUCUGGCAUUGAUAAGCUUGCUGAUGCUGUGGGGCUUACUCUUGGUCCUAGAGGGAGAAAUGUUGUCUUGGAUGAGUUUGGAAGUCCCAAAGUAGUCAACGAUGGAGUAACAAUUGCUCGAGCUAUUGAGUUACCUGAUCCCAUGGAGAAUGCUGGUGGGGAAGUUAUCGAAAGUAAAAAGGUUUUGAAGGAGGUGCACACUGGAGUAGGCAAGAAGACGAGCUUGCAAAAGGAUGACAAGAUGGAUGUGGAGAGCAAUUAUGAGGUGGGUAGGAAAAAUAAGCCUAAGAAGAAAAAGAAGAAAGAUAAAAAUAAAACUGGAAGGGAUCAUUUGGAUGAAAUUAUCGUGGACUAUGUUGAGUCUCCAAUGAAGGAGAGGAAGAAAAAGAAGCAGAAGCAUAAUCUUGAUGUGGAGUCUAAAUCACCAAAACUGAUGGAGGAAGAUGGAGAUAACAUUGAUUUGGCUGAAGAUGAAAAUGUAGCUGCACAGGCUCUUUAUGCAGAAGAUGGUAGAAAAGAUGAAAAAAAGAGAAAGAAAAGGAAGAGAGAGAAGGAUGUCAGUGAUACUGAGAUAAUGAUUGCUGAAAGUGACCAAAAAAAUGUUGCAAAUGAAAAUAAGUUGGAUGGAGAUGUCAUGGAAGAGGUUGAGCAUUCAAGGAAGAAGAGUAAGAAAAAGAAAAAGGAUGAUGUUUAUUUGGAAGCUGCAUCUCAAGAAGGAAUGGAUGGGAAAUUAGGUAACCAAAACAAUCUAAUUGGAGAAAAUGAAGGCAAUGAAUAUUCAAUUGAAAGUGAGGCAAGUGGUGGGAAAAUAAAAGACCAUGCUAUUAAGAAAGUCAAGAAGAAGAAGAAACGGAAGUCUGCUGAAAAUGGUUUAAAAGGAAAAGGUAGUGAAAGAAAACAGAGAAUCGGCAAAGGUUCUGAGGCUAACAAUCCAUCAGAAAGGUCUACACCAAAAGGGACAUCUAAGAGAGUAAGCUUUUCUGAAGAUGUGGAGAAAGAUGUCAGUGAUACUAAGAUAAUCAUUGAUGGAAGUAACCAAAAAUAUAUUGCAAAUGGAAAUAUCAUGGAAGAGGUUGAGCAUUCAAGGAAGAAGAGUAAGAAAAAGAAAAAGGAUAAUUUUUGUUUGGAAACUGCAUCUCAAGAAGGAAUGGAUGGGAAAUUAGGUAACAAAAACAAUCCAAUUGGAGAAAAUGAAGGUAAUGAAUAUGCAAUUGAAAGUGAGGCAAGUGGUGGGAAAAUAGAAGACCAUGCUGUUAAGAAAGUCAAGAAGAAGAAGAAGAAGGUCAAGUCUGCUGAAAAUGGUUUAGAAAGAAAAGGUAGUGAAAGAAAACAGAGAGUUGGCAAAGGUUUUAAGGCUAACAAUCCAUCGGAAAGGUCUACACCAAAAGGGACAUCUAAGAGAGUAAGCUUUUCUGAAGAGGUGGAGGUUUUCCCUUUAUCUGAUUGUCAAAGUGGUGAGACUGUUCAGAAAAAGGAAUUGGUGCAGGGGAAGCGUUUCUCACAUGAGGAAGAUGAGAUGGUUAAAGAGGCUGUUUUGAACUACAUUAAUGCUCGUGGAUUAGGUGAAGAAGGCCUAAAGAUGGUUCUCAACUGUAAAAAGCAUCCUGAAAUUAAAAAUUGUUGGAAAGAAAUAGGGGAAGCCUUACCUUGGAGGCCAUAUAUUAGUGUUUAUUAUCGAGCCCAUAUCUUGUUUGAAAGGGAUGAAAGACGUUCUUGGACCCCAGAAGAGUACGAAAUAGUGCAUAAGUUUCAUGAGAAAUAUGGAGCUGAAUGGAAAACUUUGGCUGAAGCACUUGGCAAACACAGGAUUCAUGUGAAGGAUGCAUGGCGUAGAAUAAAACUUGCCAAUAGGAAAAGAGGGAGAUGGUCCCAAGAGGAGUACCAGACAUUAUUUGAUCUGGUGAACAUGGAUUUGCGAAUGAAAGCUUUUGAGGAAGUUAGAUCAUCCAAACAUGGAAUGUUGAGAGAUAAUAUCUGUUGGACAGCAAUCAGUGACAAGCUGGGAAGCAGAACUACUCCUAUGUGCUGCAUGAAAUGGUAUAACCAAUUAACUUCACCUAUGGUAGCUGAAGGUCAAUGGCUGGAUGUAGAUGACUAUCGACUUGUGAUUGCGCUCUAUGACUUGGAUGCUUGCUGCAUGGAAGAUGUGGACUGGGACAAUCUGCUGGAGCAUAGAUCUGGUGAUGUGUGCCGAAAGAGAUGGAACCAAAUGGUCAAACACCUUGGUGAUCAUGGGAAUAAGUCAUUUGCUGACCAGGUUGAAGUUCUUAUGCAGCGUUACUGCCCAGAUGUUCUUGAAGCAAGAGAGGCCUACUAUAGCAAACCUCUGGUUACUUGAGUUUAUGGUUCUGUGACAUGUUUGUUUUUUUCUGGGCUCUUUUACAAUCUUUUGAAGCCUAAAGCUGUUGCCAUCUAUGUAGAGCUUGGAAAAGUGGGUUGUUAUGUGCUCUGUAAAGUUUUUACUGCCCCUGAUUGUAAAAAUUUCAUGUAGCAAAAUGAAAUUUAUUGCACAAGCUGAGAAACCAUUUCCUAGAUGAAGACAAUAUGAGAGAGAAGAGCCCUCAUUAUUUGGAGAAAAACCGUUUGUAUGAUAUUAUUUAAUACUUUCUUAUUGUUUC
This is a messenger RNA of Manihot esculenta (cassava), 3043 nucleotides long. RefSeq names its product RNA polymerase I termination factor. The transcript has 4 exons. The record is from RefSeq and is a predicted model, not a curated record. Bases 241 to 2763 code for a protein of 840 amino acids. NCBI's taxonomy places the organism in Eukaryota, Viridiplantae, Streptophyta, Magnoliopsida, Malpighiales, Euphorbiaceae. Gene Ontology annotation, molecular function: ATP-dependent protein folding chaperone.